Messenger RNA from Aspergillus calidoustus, 2823 nucleotides. Lineage: Eukaryota; Fungi; Ascomycota; Eurotiomycetes; Eurotiales; Aspergillaceae. The record is from the annotation of a GenBank genome assembly.
CCCCGCCACUCUCCAAGACAGGGCCAUCGCCACAACAGAGCCUUGGAGACCAAAAGGUCGCUCGAAUGGGCUUGCCGCAGGGCCGGAACUCCCAAGACCUCUUCCCGCUUGAACCUCUUUGUCCCUUGAUAAUAUACCCGGGAUGGUGUGUGAUUACAAGUCCUGGUCGCAGUUUCCGAGGUUUACCGGGCUCGCAUUGGCUCAAUCCCAGGCGCCGUUGUCAUUUGCUAAAACUACCAGAAACCAGAUGCAGCUUGACGUACGCCAGGAACAAAAGAUGGUGCGCCGCGGGGAUCAUCCCUUUGCCCAGCCUUGGACUGCACGAGACCAACCUAUCGCGGUGCCGGCUUCCGACUCAGAGUACGGGUCAGCUUGGGUCCAGAGAUUGUCCGAUUACAUUUCUCAAUCAUGGGGGCAUGGUACUCCAUCGUGGAGUGCCCGGCCAUCCGCAAUGCAACCCGUCCAGCACGCUGUAUGUGAUCAUAUGCCCUCCAUGAAUAUAAUAAGCCGACAGCUCGGUUGGCUGAAUCCCUGGCGAUAUUUCCCGUAUUAGCACGCUCCUUCGGUGGGUCGCCAAGGCAGCCACUGGCACCUCCGAGCGCCUGUGUGAGCCAUUGAUAACCCACCCCCGCUAAGCACCCCCGGCCUCUUGGGCCCCCCAAAGUCUGGACAAUGCGGGCUGCCCUCCCGGCUUACCCUUUUCGUCCUUCCGAGAGCUUGCGCGAGCUCGCGAGUUUCAGUUAUUUAUCCUGCUGCUCGUCAUCUCCCGUGCUCUCGCGUCUCAAAUCCAACUUUACAUCUUCGCGGUUUUUGCGCAGAGAGUCAUCAUGUUUGGGUUCCCGAAGUACUUCGGCUGGCGGGGAAGGAGCCUCAACCUGGCAAUCAGCUCGCUCGGUAGUCUGGAUUUCCUUCUCUUUGGUUACGAUCAGGGUGUCACUGGCGGAUUCCUCGACUUGCCCUCAUUCACCAAGUACUUCCCGGAUAUCAACCCAGCCCGCUGCCCAGAAUUGUAUCCCGACGACGCCGCCCUGGCACAAGCAUGCGAUUCCGAUCUCAGUCUAAACCAGGGAAUUGCUGUCGCGUCGUACAACCUGGGAUGUUUCCUCGGUGCUAUCCUGACCAUCUUCAUCGGUAACCCGCUCGGUCGUCGCAGGACCAUUUUCUGUGGUUGUAUAACCAUGACUUGUGGUGCCAUUCUGCAAUGCACCUCGUACCACCUCCCCCAAUGGAUUAUUGGCCGAAUUGUCACUGGUAUUGGUAACGGCAUGAACACGAGUACUGUCCCGACCUGGCAGUCGGAAUCCUCCAAGGCACACGAUCGUGGAAAGCUGGUCAUGAUUGAGGGUAUGCUCAUCACGGCUGGAAUUACCCUCAGUUACUGGAUCAACUAUGGAUUCUCUUUUCUUCCCAACCACGAGGUCGCAUGGCGCUUCCCAAUCGCCUUCCAGAUUGUAUUUGCUGUCAUCAUCUUCACUUCCAUUCUAAACCUUCCCGAGUCUCCGCGUUGGCUCGUCAUGCAAGGGCGAGACGACGAGGCGCUCGAAAUUCUCGAGUUGCUGAACGAAAAACCGCGCGAUGACCCCUACAUCGUAAACGAGCUCAAAUCGAUCAAGGAAACUGUGCAGGAAAUGUCCAAGGGCUCAUAUCGCAGUUUGUUCGACAUGAGCGAGUACCGCGAAUUCCACCGUGUCGCUCUCGCCUACGUGAACCAGGUGUUCCAGCAGAUUUCUGGCAUCAACCUGAUCACCUACUAUGCGCCAUCACUCUACAGGGAAAUCGGUCUUGGAGGCGGCAGUAUACCGAAGCUGCUCGCCGCCUGCAACGGCACAGAGUACCUCAUGGCCGCGUUCAUUCCCAUCUUUAUCAUCGAAAAGGUCGGCCGUCGGCCCCUCAUGCUGUUUGGUGCCGCGGGAAUGGCCAUCUCCAUGGCAGUUUUGGCUGGCACCAACUACCGCCUCGUCUACCUCGACGACUCCCGAGCAGGUAUCGGCCAGGCAGUGUUCCUCUUCGUUUUCAACACCUUCUUUGCGAUUGGUUGGCUGGGUAUGACCUGGCUGUACCCCGCUGAGAUCGUGCCCCUGCGUAUCCGUGCCCCAACCAACGCCCUCUCCACCUCGGCCAACUGGAUCUUCAACUUUAUGGUCGUCAUGAUCACGCCCGUGUCUUUCUCGAACAUUGGAUACCAGACCUACAUUAUCUUUGCUGUCAUCAACGCCGCCAUCUUCCCAACCGUCUACUUCUUCUUCCCCGAAACCCGCCGCCGCUCCCUCGAGGAGAUGGACAUGAUCUUCAAGAAGUCCACCAACGUCUUCAAUGCCGUCAGCAUCUCAAUCAAGGAGCCCUACCGCUACGACAAGCACGGUCAGCUCAAGCCCGAGUACCUCGAGGAGGCAAUCCGCCGCGAGAGUGCUCAUCAUGGCGAGGGCCCCAAGUUCGAGAGCGAGGAUAGCGCGAAUGAGUCGAGUGAAAUCAAGGGGACUGAGACUCGGGUUGAGUAAGCGUCCUACCCUCAGAUGAUGGGAGGCAGGACGAGAACACCUCGGGUGGGAUGAGAGGAUGUGAGAUGGGAUCGGAUGAGUGAGAUGGAUAUGGUAAUUUUUAUACCCGCCGCGCUGGACUCGCUCCGCGCGUUCUUUCCUUCUUGUUUUGGCGGAGGCUCGGCCCUUUGUGUUGUUCUAGAGCCCUUAACUAGAGGUUAUUAGAUGCAUAGGAAUAGAGCUCCUGUUUACAGAGUACAAGUCCCUCGAAAGAGCCUACCCUUGAAAGCCAUUGGAUCCAUUGGAUCAAAUCUGCAUUUCGCCAAUAGGCAUGAUUAGAAAGGGA